Owenia fusiformis is the source of this 2776-nucleotide messenger RNA. The record is from the annotation of a GenBank genome assembly. Lineage: Eukaryota; Metazoa; Annelida; Polychaeta; Sabellida; Oweniidae.
UCAAAGACUAAUGCCACAUUGCCUACAUUAAUAUCAUAUACUGUAUAAACAGGCAACAGAGAAAUGCCACUGCGUAUACUUUUAUACCAUCAGGAGUACAAGCCACCCUGCAUACCUUAAUACCAUGGACAAUUUUUUAAUAUCUAUACCAGUAUAUAUUGGUAUAUAUGGAUUCUCAUUAUUUAAUGCAGCACAUGUUUUAAACAUAUUAACUGAUCAUGAUAAUUAGACGGAGGUCCCAAUGCAAUACGAUAAUGGUGAAGCAAUAAACUCCCUUACAAGAUUAUCACCAAAGAGCACUUGUUUAGAAUAAUCUGUCAGUAUUGAAGAGGCCAUCUUGGAAAUAUUGGAGCGGUGUGUAGCGGCAGUGUAAAGUGAAGGUCUGGAUCGAUAGAUGUUUUAGUGAAACGAAGUAGCAGUGGAUUGUCAUCGCCAGCUCUGUGUUAACGUUAACCUGCAGCUUGGAUGCCGGGCUCUGAAACAAGAAUAAUAGUGGCGCAUAUUGGUAUAUAAUAUAAGAUGGCUUUGGGGUGAACGUAGCGUCAAGGUGAAGCAUACAUCGCGAGUCUACUGUCAUAUACGUCACCGAUGCUGAACUGGAAACAAUUACACGAGGAUAACACUGUACCGAGAAGUAGAGUGAUAUGGCAGCUGAUAUCAAGCCAACAAUACAACAUGUCUCUGAGCUACAAACUAGUAACGAUUUUACUCUAAGUAAUGUCACUGUAACAACAAAUGAUGUCACGUCAUUUACUAGCGAUGUUUCUCAGUUUGGCGGUAACAGCAAUUGGAAAUCAGUAGCCACUGAUUUGUCUACAUUGGCUGUCCCGUCCGAUACCAAUUCACCUACAGAGCAGGUCCCUGUCGUACCGUUAGAUAUACAAUGGUACAAUAUAGAGGAAUAUGUAACGUUUGAGACAGUUAGACUUUUAUGGUUCUAUGCAUCCCCAACGUUGAUAGUUUUUGGAAGCUUGGGGAACUUUCUCUCCAUCGUCGUAUUCCAAAGUUCUACCCUGAAAAGUACAAGUACAGGCUUGUAUCUUACAGUGUUAGCUAUAAUGGAUAUAUUAGUUCUAUAUACCAAAGUCAUGCAUGUCUGGAUGUUGACUCUGCAUGGAUGGAGUUACGCGUCUACGAGGAGAUGGAUUUGCAAGCUGUUUAUUUUCAGCAGCAGUUUUUCUACUCAAAUGUCAUCGUGGUUAUUGGUGAUCAUAUUGGUUGAACGAGCCAUUAUUGUCUGUAAGCCUCUCAAGUCAACUCGUAUAUGCACUAUGCAAAAUGCUGCCAUAACUCUUGGUGGCUUUAUUGUUACUUUCACUGGAAUUAACCUCCAUUCUCUAUGGACACAAUGUAACUCUACUCAGGCUUUUAACAAAUCCUCACAUUCCACUAGACAAGCGUCCUAUUUAGCACUCAAUAGAGACAAUUGGCCAUGGGUACAUAUUUUUAUAUCAUAUAUAAUUCCAUGUCUUGUUGUAUUUUUCACGUGCCUUGUUGUGUUUUUCAAAUAUUCCCGCUCUCGUCACCAACGUAAAGAUACUAUGCUUAUGGCUAUCUCAAAACUGAAACCUAACAGGACAACAACACUAACUGGAAUGUUGUUAGUUAUUGGCUUUCUCUUUGUUAUAUUCGCCUUACCAUGCGCCAUAUAUUUUCUUUAUGCUAAGACGUUUACUCCACAAAACCAUAAUUUUUUCAGAUCUGACAAAAAUGCACUUGCACACUCCUGUCUCUUGUUGAUAGUGUAUGCUUAUCACUCUACAAAGGUUAUCUUCUACUAUGCAACUGCCACAAAAUUUAAACGAGAAGUAUUAAAACUUCUUCGUUUAAGAAAAUCAAAACCAUACGUAAAUAAUCAUAUAAGACCUAAGGUUAAAUACAUAUCUGAGUAUGGGAGGAGAAGUGACAAUAAACAAACACUGAAUGUCCCACAAUUGUCUGUUGGAAAUCGUACCAAUUCGAACAUUGCGAUUUCUGAAAUGGAAGCUACUUCAUGUACCGCAACGACACCUAUCGAUCCCCCUCAAAGCUGUAAUGAAGGUAAUGAGAGUACUCAACCCAUUCCAUCUUCAUCGACAAAUUGGAUGUAAGGACAAGAAAAUAACGUGUCUUAUUAAUUUUAAUGUAUUUGUUCGUAUAUGCACUACAACUAUUGAGGGUACAGAAUGGGAGUGUGGGAAUAUAUACAGAAGAACGUUUGAAAUCCAGUUUUCCCUUAAAAUGGGAUUCGCACUUGUUAUCAUAUACUUGUUAUCACCUGAGAAUUAUCCAACAGUGUUCUAACUCACAUUUAUUUGUCAUCUUGUGAAAACUGAAUUUAUAAUUCCAACUUAUUUCACAAAGCACCAUCACCAAAAGAGUUUUUUACAAUAAAUGAGUGUUGGUCUCUUCAUCAGCAUAAUUGUGAAAAACAGUUUUGACAUUUUGAAGAAGAAGUGAAAUGCAUUAACUUAAUUACAAUAUAGUAUUAAUCUAUCAUCAAAUACUUGAUAAAUGGUCGGUCAACUCCCGAGCGUCUAUUCUUAUUGAAAUAUCAGAACUUGUUUCCAAAGAUCACAUUUUAACCUUUAAGUUGCUCUUACACAUCUUCGCACACUCGGUUUAACACAGUGGCAUGGAGUUUUCAAAGUUGUUAAGGAUCCGUUUCGGUCCCUUCCAAGUGAACAUUCUAUGGCACUGGAUUUGUUCUACGGAAUAUAACUGAUCAUUUCAGUAAAAAUGCUGACUUUAGCCAAGUAAACUCAUUUGAAUACAUUCGCCAAAACGUAAAAACAGA